Molecule: messenger RNA, 690 nt
Organism: Spodoptera exigua (beet armyworm)
Lineage: Eukaryota; Metazoa; Arthropoda; Insecta; Lepidoptera; Noctuidae
Source: the annotation of a GenBank genome assembly
AUGCUGUACCCAUCGAUUCCAGUAUGCUUCCUCGUCAUUGGAGUAGUACUCUGUGCUCCAGAGAGGAUGCAAAACGACCCAGACCCUCACGACACUCCAGUGCAUGAGGGCACUGAACCUCACAGUGACCAUGUUGCGCCUCUUGAGAAGAGAUCUCCUCACUACGACUUCGGUUUGGGCAAGCGGGCUUAUAGCUACGUGUCGGAGUAUAAACGACUUCCUGUCUACAACUUUGGAUUGGGCAAGAGAUCCAGGCCCUACUCCUUUGGCUUGGGCAAACGCUCAGUCGAUGAGGACCAGUCCAGCGAGAGCCAGCCCCUUACCAGCGACCUGGACCAAGCUGCCUUAGCUGAAUUCUUCGAUCAGUAUGAUGAUGCGGGUUACGAAGCAAAGCGCGCUCGACCCUACAGCUUCGGACUCGGCAAACGCUUCGCUGACGACGAAACUUCGGAAGAAAAACGGGCAAGGGCAUACGACUUUGGACUGGGCAAGAGGCUACCGAUGUACAACUUUGGUUUGGGCAAGCGAGCGAGGAGCUACAACUUUGGUCUAGGCAAACGGCUGAGCAGCAAAUUCAACUUUGGGUUAGGCAAAAGGGAGAGAGAUAUGCAUCGCUUCAGUUUCGGUCUGGGCAAGCGAUCGGCAGAUGACAUUUCGGCCGAAGACAGUGACAAUUAUUUUGACGUUUAA